This is a messenger RNA of Ostrea edulis (European flat oyster), 681 nucleotides long. RefSeq lists its product as uncharacterized. Gene Ontology annotation, molecular function: nucleic acid binding. NCBI's taxonomy places the organism in Eukaryota, Metazoa, Mollusca, Bivalvia, Ostreida, Ostreidae. The record is from RefSeq and is a predicted model, not a curated record. The coding region runs from base 1 to 681 and encodes 226 amino acids. The transcript has 2 exons. Gene Ontology annotation, biological process: DNA integration.
AUGGUGGAUCAGUUCACUAAAUGGGUGGAAUGUAUACCACUUCCAAACCAGAGUGCAGAGAAUACUGACCGAGCCGCAAUAUAUCAGUUUUUCUCUCGGUUUGGUUUUCCGUUCCAAAUAUUUACCGAUCGGGGCACCAAUUUCGAGAGUAAUCUGUUUAAGCAGCUCUGCGAGAGACUCAGAAUUCAUAAAGCACGAACCACAUCAUUUAGACCAUCUGCAAACGGACAAGUUGAGCGUUUCAAUAGAACACUCAUGGAUGCAGUAAGGUGUUUUGCAAGUCGAACGCCUACAGAUUGGGACGAGUGCCUGCCACAGUUGGCAAGUGCUAUUCGUUCAUCAGUAAAUAGAGCAACUGGUUAUACGCCCAAUAUGUUGAUGCUGGGUAGAGAAGUUAAUACUCCUGUUGACUUAAUUUUUCCCGGGCCUCAACAAGAAGACACAGACUAUGAUAGGUAUGUGUCAGACGUAAUAACUCAAAUUCAAGAAACACACAAGUUAGCCAGGGAAAAGCUGAAAACCAAUCAAGCUAUAGCCAAACGUGACUAUGACCUUAAGGUUUUCACUCACUCAUAUGAGAUCAUGUCUGAGAGCCCCCAGAAACGUUCCUGGAAGAAUGCUGUGAGGAGGAGUAACAAGUUUGAAGACCUCAGGCAUCAGGAUGAGGGUGUGUUUAACUAA